AUGGGCUCCGGUUGUCCGGACGUGGUCGAUCCAGCGGCAUUCCAGCGGCAGAGAGCUCGGUGCUUACGGUGACGAGCGAAAGAGCAACGACGCGUUUCCCAUUGUGAAAAUCGCCCGGUGGUAUGGUUCUGUCUCCUCUAGGGAGGGGCUCGGAGGAUUCCUCUCUGACCUCUCGUCUCUCCCUCUCUCUCUAUGCGUCUGCUUUAAUUACGUUUGUCAUUUCGUAGCCUGGUGUCUCAUUACGAAGAAAGUUUCGAGGAGAGUUCAACUCUGGCUGCUUGCGAACCUAGGUGGCCUCUUUCUGGUAACGGCACUAACCAACCCAACCAGACAGCCAACAACAACAACGACGACGAAGAAACGAACGAACGAACCGACCAACCGACCAACCAGUCAUGA
Molecule: messenger RNA, 399 nt
Organism: Heterotrigona itama
Lineage: Eukaryota; Metazoa; Arthropoda; Insecta; Hymenoptera; Apidae
Source: the annotation of a GenBank genome assembly